This is a messenger RNA of Strongylocentrotus purpuratus (purple sea urchin), 1456 nucleotides long. RefSeq lists its product as uncharacterized. Lineage: Eukaryota; Metazoa; Echinodermata; Echinoidea; Camarodonta; Strongylocentrotidae. The record is from RefSeq and is a predicted model, not a curated record. Gene Ontology annotation, molecular function: monocarboxylic acid transmembrane transporter activity. Bases 42 to 1139 code for a protein of 365 amino acids. The transcript has 2 exons. Gene Ontology annotation, biological process: transmembrane transport.
AACCUUCGGAAUAAUGCAACAAAUGUUCGGAAUUAUGAAUCAUGGGAAAUUUGUGUUUCGGAAUUAUGAACCUUCAGAAAUACGAACCUUCGGAAAAACGAACCUUCGGAAAAACAAGUGCCCCCAAAUGCGGUAAACAUAAUUAUGCUGCUUCUGGCUGUCUGUUUCGUGAAGUAGCAGGGGUUUUCGGUCUACUGGGAUCACCCCAUUGUAACUUAACCGUUUCCAUUUCGCAUUCUGCAGCUUUACCCGUUGCGUAUAUUCUGAAGAGCGGCUACAUAACACCUCGAGUGAUGGCGGUCACUGGAGCUAUCAUAUCAUCGUUAGGGAUCAUCAUUUCCGGUUAUCUCACAUCUGUAAUCCCUCUCGGAUUCUGCCUCGCCCUAACAGGAUUUGGACUGUCGAUGGGGUACCUACCAGUCAAAGUCUUACUCAACGACUACUUCCAGGAUACAUUCAUACUUAUGAACGCUUUAGGCAAUCUAGGAAAACCUGCAGGUGCAUUAGUUGUUCCAGUCAUCAUCGAAGGGGCGCUAGAUGCGUAUGGGUUCAGUGGUGCCAUGCUCAUCCUUGGAGGGAUCAGCUUGCAUGCAAUUCCUGCCAGUUUAGCUCUUAGGACAGUAAAGGGUUCUCCCAAAGCCACAAGUAUUCAGAAAAGAGAAGGUUGUCAAGAACCUUUAAUCGAUCCUAAUGGUGAUAAUAAGAGUGUUCUUAUGGCUGUAGAUGAUGGUGAAAUAGUUAGCUCGGACGACCUGGCUUCAUCGUCAAAAGAAAUUAGCCAAUAUCGAGAAGAUCACAUUGAGAGAAAAUCUGCAGACGUUUUACCUUGGAGGCUACGAUUGUGGCGGUGGUUUCGGCACUGCAUUAUUGUGGAAGAACCUCUCCUGUUACUUUCACUUCCUAUUCUUUUCCUCACGUCCUUCGUUGCGCAAUCAUGGAUUUUAUUUCUUGUUCCAAGAGCAAUAUGGCACGGAAUUCCAACUUCUAAAGCCGUUUUGUUGUCAUCAAUUGGAGGUGGAGGUGGCGUCCUAGGGAGAAUUCUAUGCAUUGCGAUUCUCUUCUUCUUAAGAGUUGACUUUAUUGUCGUUUCCCUGAUCCUGAGUGUGAUAUCAUCAACUACCUUCUUAAUUGACAAUUAACAUCGUUCCCAGUCAUGUGCGUCACGGCGUUUGUCCAAGGGUUGUGCGUCUUCAGCUCAGGAAUAUCUUCUGCUGCCUUCCUCAAGGGCUCUGUGUCUAAUAAAAACUUCACUAUUGCCGCAGGGAUCUUUGGUUUGGUGACCGGCAUCGGAGGGAAUGUCGGAAGUUUGUUGUCAGGUAAGCUACAAGUAAAAAUAGAUUUUGAUAAGUUAACUUAGAUAGGAAAUACAAUAAAGGUUUGGUGUUUUUGUUGAAAUUGUAUAGACUGGAAAGUUGAUAUUUCCAAGCAUAAGAAUCUGGCCCUAGAAUAUUCUACU